UACAUCACAGUAGUGUUGGAAUUUCAUAUCAAUGUAACGUGCCGAGUUUAGUGAAUGUAUCUAAAAUAAAUUUUCCUUCGAACGCUUCUUAAAAUCGCUUUAUUUUUCUAAAUAAAAGUUUUAGCCAAACUUUUUUUUUGAAAAAGAUUAACAAACACUCGGAAUGUCGGCCCGGAUGACAUCCUCAAAGUCCUCGCUGAGGAGUACCAGAACAAUCCGCACAAUUGCAUCGGUUGGGAGCUGCCCAGACAAGAAAUUUGUUGUUAAAAAGACAGUAACCGACGAUUCAGAUUCAACGGAAGUUUUAUCAUCAACAGAUGAGGAGGAACGAUGGAAGGAAUCAGCGAAAACCGGUGACAUUCCUGCUGAUUACUGGAAUAUUCAAAAGCUCGUCAAAUUCAUAAAGGCGGGAAACCAAACGGCUACUAUUGUCGCACUUUGUUGCCUGCAGGAUUACGAUCUAACAACGCAAAUUAAUCAACUUGCCAUUCAGGACAUUGGCGGAUUGGAAGUGCUGGUGAAUCUACUGGAAUGCAAUGAUGUCAAGUGUCGUCUUGGAGCUCUCUCCGUUCUUGCGGAAAUCUCAAUCAAUAUAGAUAUACGGCGAACAAUAGUUGAUUUGGGUGGAAUACCCCUCCUUGUAGAUAUCCUGAACACUCAGGCUAUAGACUUGAAGACUAUGGCUGCUGAAACUAUCGCCAACGUGGCUAAGGUUAGGCUAGCUCGCAAGUUGGUGCGGAAAAGCAAUGGCAUUCCGAAACUGGUUGAUUUACUCGAUGUAGACUUUGUGUGCAAGCCUGGAGUAGAACUAGCAGACAUGCAAAAAGCACAACUCAAUAUGGCCAAGGCAGGAGCUAAGGCGCUCUGGUCGCUUUCCGAAUCGAAACAUAACAAAAAACAGAUGAGGAAGAGCGGCAUAGUACCACUCUUAGGAUGCUUGCUUCAGUCCAAUUAUAUUGACCUCUUAGUACCUGUAAUGGGAACAAUCCAGCAAUGUGCAGCUCUAGGAACUUAUCAGCUGGCUAUUACCUCCGAAGGGAUGAUCCCCAUGAUAGUAAAACAUUUGAAUUCGACAAAUCUGGAUCUCAAAAUGCAAUGCAGUUCGGCUCUUUUCAAAUGUGCCAGCGAUAAAACGGCGAGAGAUUUGAUACGACAAGCAGGAGGCCUGGAGCCUCUUGUUUCAAUUGCAAAAGAUAAGAACUUGAGGGAAAACAAGGCACUGUUAGCUGCAGCCACUGGAGCAAUUUGGCAAUGUGCAGCGACCGAAGCAAAUGUGAAAAAACUUGACCAGCUUCGUACUGUCGCAGUGCUCGUUCAGCUGCUGACAGACGAAAAUGACGACGUCCUAACAAACUGUGUCGGCGCUAUUGCGGAAUGUGUUAAAUUCCAAAAUAACCGGGAAUCACUUCGGUCGGCAGGGGGGUUACCACUAUUGGUUAACCUGCUCAAUGGUACCCAUCCACCCCUGCUCGAAAACGUCUGUAAAGCAUUGAAAGAGUGCGCACUUGAUCCAGAUAGUAUGACAAUUUUGGAAGAUUUGGAUGCUGUUCGGCUAAUUUGGUCACUACUUAAAAACCCCAAUCCAAGGGUGCAGGCCUAUGCCGCUUGGGCAAUUUGCCCCUGUAUAGAGAACGCAAAGGAUUCAGGAGAACUGGUACGAAGCUUCGUUGGUGCCAUGGAAUUGGUUGUAGCUCUUUUAAAAUCUAAAGAUAUUUUAGUUUUAUCGGCAGUUUGCGCAGCCAUAGCAACAAUUGCGAAGGAUAAGGAAAAUGUAGCAGUGCUAACUGAUCAUAAGGUGAUUUACAUGCUAGCAGAGUUAGUUCAUACAACAGACGAUCUGCUACGAGAAAACCUAGCCGCAGCAAUAGCAAGUUGUGCACCGUUUGGGAACAAUACUCAAGAAUUGGGCAGGUUACGGACAGUAACCCCGAUUGUUGGCUACAUGGUCAGCAACAAUCCAAAUGUUCAUCGUACAGUUGCCAUGGCACUACAAGAACUGUCAAAGGAUCCGCAGAACUGUAUCACAAUGCAUCAGAGUGGGGUUGUGCCUUUCCUCCUUGAAACUGUUGGAUCAACUGACAAAAUCCUGCAAGCAGCAUCGGCCGGUUGUUUACAAAAUAUUCGAGAAUUGGCUCUGCGUGCUGAGGAGUACCUGCUCAAACAAGAUAUGUGAGAUUUUAGUUAAAUAUAAAACUAUUCGCUGUUAAUCUAAAUAAAAUUUAUGUUGGACCUUAAAUAAUAAUAUGUUUUGUAAGCUUUA
Molecule: messenger RNA, 2260 nt
Organism: Hermetia illucens (black soldier fly)
Lineage: Eukaryota; Metazoa; Arthropoda; Insecta; Diptera; Stratiomyidae
Gene: gudu
Product: armadillo repeat-containing protein gudu
Exons: 7
Coding region: 164-2173 (669 amino acids)
Molecular function (GO): protein binding
Source: RefSeq, a predicted model, not a curated record